Molecule: messenger RNA, 222 nt
Organism: Ilex paraguariensis (yerba mate)
Lineage: Eukaryota; Viridiplantae; Streptophyta; Magnoliopsida; Aquifoliales; Aquifoliaceae
Source: the annotation of a GenBank genome assembly
AUGGGUGAUCAGAGGGUAUUGGUAUAUUUAUGCAGGAACACCGAGGGAAAAUUAGAUUCUGAAGGUAGAGUAUGGGCUGCUCCAUAUCGUUGGGGAAGCAUGGUGAUAGCUUAUAAGAAAAGCAAAUUUCAAAAGCAUAAUUUGGCUCCUAUAGAGGUAAGCUGUCUUUCUAGCUUUCAAGUCUUUUGUAGUCUUUGGCUUUGCAUCCUAAAUCAAAGCUAA